UUGACGACCACCUUCUUUCGGUCUCACCACCUCCUCCCCUUCUUUUAUACCAGCUCCCUGUCCCCGUCUGAGGUCGCCAUCGUUCCCCCCGACCUCGACCCGGUUCAUCAUUUCUCGUCGCCGCCAAAAUGAGUUUCAACGCGACCUUCGCAUCGCCGAGCAGCCAUGAACCGACGGCCUCUGAGCUCUAUGCCAGCGCCGGCACAGACUUCUCGCAGCUCAACUGGAUGGAGCAGUUCUGGGCUUCAUGGUACCUCUACUUUGACAACCCUGUCAUCGCGACCGGUCUUGCCAGCUUCUUGCUUCACGAGGUAGUAUACUUCGGACGCGCUAUUCCUUGGAUCAUCAUCGACGCUAUGCCUUACUUCCGCCGAUGGAAGCUCCAACCAAGCAAAAUUCCGACGGCAGCGGAGCAGUGGGAAUGCACCAAGCUCGUCCUCUUCUCUCACUUCACCAUCGAGGGUCCUGCUAUCUUCCUUUUCCACCCAGUCGCCCAGGCUAUCGGCAUGGACACCUGGCAGGUUCCCUUCCCAUCAUGGAAAAUCAUGGCCCCCCAAAUCGCAUUCUUCUUCUUCUUCGAGGACAUGUUCCACUACUUCGCCCACGGCCUCCUCCACACCCCCAUGCUCUACAAGCACAUCCACAAGAUCCACCACAAGUACUCCGCACCCUUCGGUCUUGCUGCCGAGUACGCUCAUCCAGCUGAAGUCAUGAUCCUCGGUACGGGCACUAUCGCCGGCCCUCUGCUCUGGUGCUACUUCACGCGAAACCUCCAUAUCUUCACCGUAUACAUCUGGAUCGCCCUCCGUCUCUUUCAGGCCAUCGACGCUCACUCCGGCUAUGACUUCCCCUGGUCCCUCCAACACAUCCUCCCCUUCUGGUCCGGCGCAGAGCACCACGACUUCCACCACAUGGCCUUCGUCAACAACUUCUCCACCUCCUUCCGCUGGUGGGACCGUAUGCUCGGCACGGACGACAAGUACCGUGCAUACCGCGAACGCCUCAACACCGCGAUGAAAGAGGCAAAGGCGAAGGGCCUCACGCUCCAGCAGAUGAAGGACCUCGAGGAUAAAAUGAUUCAGCAGGCGGAGAUCGACGGUGUUAAGGCUGAGGCUGAGGUCGAGAGCAGGGCGAAGUGGGGAGGCGCGAAGUCGUUGAAGAUUCAGUAGAGUGUUCGGUUGUAUGUAUGGGUGUGGUCGGGGUCGAGGUAGGGGCUGGGGUGAUUUAUUGUUAGAUGGGUAAUGGUGACGAGGGAGGAUACUUAUAUUUUGGUAUGGUACUAUACACAAUCGCAUGAACUGCAUAUAUUUCGGAUUCU
Stereum hirsutum FP-91666 SS1 is the source of this 1318-nucleotide messenger RNA. RefSeq names its product C-4 methyl sterol oxidase. Gene Ontology annotation, biological process: ergosterol biosynthetic process. Gene Ontology annotation, molecular function: iron ion binding; C-4 methylsterol oxidase activity. NCBI's taxonomy places the organism in Eukaryota, Fungi, Basidiomycota, Agaricomycetes, Russulales, Stereaceae. Bases 129 to 1169 code for a protein of 346 amino acids. The record is from RefSeq and is a predicted model, not a curated record. The transcript has 4 exons.